GGUUUUUGGAUGUCGAGCGAUGGCGGUCGGAGCUCCACCGUUCGUCUAUGCCGGUAAUGUCUCCUGCGCGCUCCUCGGCCGCUGUAGAUUCCAGAGAAAUCACGGCGCUAGGGCGAUGGUGGAACAGCCUGAUGCCGCUCCAGAGGAGAAGAAGCCCAGGAAGAAGAAUGCGGCCAAGAAAUUGGCUUCCGAGGGCUCUGGGGCUCCCCGCCGGAAGAAAUCUUCAUCUUCUUCUUCCGAGGUGGCAAGCAGUAGCGUUUCCCGGAGAAGAAAUCCUCUCACAGGUAGUGGUAACGGACAGGAUGAGGAUUCUUUGAUCCAAGAAGGCAAAGAAGAUAGAUUUCUAUCUAGCAGUGGAGCUGUGGAGGUGGAGGUGGAAGCAGCAGAGUUUGAAGAUCCAGAAGAGGUGGAGAAGAGGAAAAGUUUCUUCCGGAACCCAGCGCGAAGGCUAUGGAAGAAACAGUUUCCAUGGCUGGGAAGGGAGUUCGAGGAGACUUUCGUGAAGCCUAGGAACGAACCAAAUCCUCUGGUUUGCUGCUUUGGCGAGGCGUACAAGGACUUCAUUCCUUCCGUCCGGGUGUGCGUAAAGCAGAUGGACGAAGAUGCCUACUCUACGUGGAAAGGCUUGCAGUGGAUGCCUCCGGAGUUCGCACGAAGCCCAGGGACAUCGCCUGCCAAUGUUGCUAUCUCGAUUGCUCGUCUCGCUGGGAAGGCAGCCUUCAUUGGCAAACUUGGCAAUGACGAUCUCGGCAAGGAGCUUCUCGAGACUCUACGAGAAAACAAAGUCGAAACCAAGGGCGUGAUAGUCGACCAGCUACGUUCCUCGUCUCUGUCAAGGUGGAAGAUUGAACGGCUUGGGAAGCGCAAACUAUCCAUGCAAUGCCUACGCGAGAGCGCUGAAAACAACCUUGACAUGUCCGAGGUUAACAUGGACAUUCUCAAGGAGGCGAAACUUUUCCAUUUCUCAUCGAUCAGCUUGACAACGGAAAAAAUGUGCUCGACACUCAUGUCCGCUAUCGAUGCUGCCCGAGGCUUUGGCUCGCUCAUAUUCUUUGAUGUGAACUUCCCUCUUCCAUUCUGGAUAUCACGAGACGCGACGUGGGAAGCUAUCGAGAAGGCGUGGACGAGCUCGGACAUUAUCAAAAUCAACAAGGUGGAGCUUGAGUUCCUGAUUGAAGACGAAGGCUUAGCGAUGAGGCUUCUUGCUAAGGACUCCAUAGCUUCAUCAUGGGAAGAAUUUCAGGCCCGGAAAAAUCAGCGGUUUGAGUACCACUACACCCUUGAGCAGAUUGCUCCGAUAUGGCGUGACAACAUCAAAAUUCUCUUCGUCACGGAUGGUACGUACAGGAUUCAUUACUAUACUCCAAAGUUUCACGGCGACGUUGUUGGCACGGAAGAUGUGAUUGUCUCUGCUUUCAGCUGCGACAGAACAGGGUCUGGUGACACCAUCUCUGCCGCGAUUAUCAGAAAGCUGGUGGCCCAGCCUGAUAUUUUCGAAGAUCAGGACCGGCUUGAGAGGGCCUUGAGGUUCGUAGUUGCUGCGGGAGUUAUAUCUCAGUGGACUAUCGGAGCUGUCCGAGGCCUUCCGACUGAAAGUGCAGCACAGAAUCUCACAGAGCAGAUGUUUCCGCUCACCCAGAUUUAGGACCAUCGCCGGCUCACGUGUGCAGCAGCAAAGGUCGCAGCCAAGCCUCCACCCGUAUCAUGUCCGGUCUCUGCAUGGGAUCUCUCUGAAUACACUUGAGAGCUGUCUGCUGGAUCGUUCGUGCCUGACUCCCGUUGUACGACUUCUCCAACUUGGGAUCCAUAAAUCGUUUCAGCUUUUGCUUCAGCAA
This is a messenger RNA of Selaginella moellendorffii, 1835 nucleotides long. RefSeq names its product fructokinase-like 1, chloroplastic. The transcript has 3 exons. NCBI's taxonomy places the organism in Eukaryota, Viridiplantae, Streptophyta, Lycopodiopsida, Selaginellales, Selaginellaceae. Gene Ontology annotation, biological process: chloroplast organization; plastid transcription. The record is from RefSeq and is a predicted model, not a curated record. Bases 20 to 1645 code for a protein of 541 amino acids. Gene Ontology annotation, cellular component: chloroplast nucleoid.